Molecule: messenger RNA, 1261 nt
Organism: Magnolia sinica
Lineage: Eukaryota; Viridiplantae; Streptophyta; Magnoliopsida; Magnoliales; Magnoliaceae
Exons: 9
Coding region: 1-975 (324 amino acids)
Molecular function (GO): pectate lyase activity
Source: RefSeq, a predicted model, not a curated record
AUGGGGUGGCGGGGCAGCAGAGGAGGAAGAGCAUCAGGAGCUGCCCGUGCAAGAGGAAGCAGGCAGGGGAACACGCAAGAAAGAGGGAAAGAACAACAUUUUCCUCUCCUAACAAGAACCGGUGAGAGCUACAAAUGCGUACAGACAUACCUAACCACAGAAAUGCCCAUCACCGAUAUUAUGGAUUUCGAGGUUAUCAUCAGUGGCUCUGCUGGGUUGCUCAUCUUUCUGACCCGAUCAUUCCCCUUUAAUGUAUUCUCACAGGUGUCCGUUGCAAAUGAGGGCCUCGAUCUCUUCCUUGAGGUCGAAACAAUCAUUGGUGGUGUGACCAUGGUCACGAUGGAAGCGGUGAGUGGACGAUUUCCGUUGUUCUUUUCCGACAAUAAACUAUGUCAGGAACGCCUUGCUGAGAGCCCUCUCUCAAAAUCCCUGAGCUCCAAAAGGAAAACAGAGCGAAAUCACAUUUUACUUCUGCAAUUCUCUCUGUCAAAAUCCCCAAGCUUUGAAAGGAAAACAAAUCGAAAUCACGUUCAACUUCUGCAAUUCGAUCCUUUACAAUGCCUAGAAACGUCAAUUCUGUCCUCCACACCAGCAAUCUGUUCGUCGAUUUUAGGUAAUAUUGGAGAGGGUAGAGCAUUUAGCUCAGUCAGUUUCUGUAUACGAAGACAAAAUAUUUCAAAAAAGAGCUCGUAUUCAGUAGGUCCCACAGCUUCCAUGUUAAGCAAAUCCGGGUGCAGGCAUGGGUAUUUCCAUGUGGUGAACAAUGACUACACUCACUGGGAGAUGUAUGCGAUUGGCGGAAGUGCAAAUCCCACCAUCAACAGCCAGGGCAACAGAUAUCUUGCCCCGACGAAUCGCUUUGCCAAGGAGGCACUUGUGGUGAAGCUAAGGGAAGGCACCGGGCCAAAUGCUAAUACUGGUGUUGUCACUGGAGUUCUUGCAACUGUUGGGGAGCUUGCUAGGGUGCAUAAAUGAAGUCCCAUAAAGAAUGGAGAUAUGUAAUUCUCAAAAUUCUUGUUACUGAUGGAUGCAAAACUGAAUAUGUACUGCAACAGUGCCAUUGGCACUCUCCUGAACUGAAUAUGUAGUGCAACAAUGCCACUGGCACUCUCCUCAGAGGACACCGUCAAUGGGAAGAGGUACGGUGCUACCUAUCUCUAGAAGGAAAUAGAUAAUAUCUUCAUUUCUGGAUGUCCUGAUUCCAUAGCAUAGUUAGGACUUAUUUUUGUGUCUUGGGUGAAAAACUGCCAACAUUGAGGUC